AACGUUUUGAUAUAAUGUGAUUUAUUUUAUUUAUUCAGUAUCAACUAUCAGUAGUUAGGAAUCUUUUUAUUCGAUUGUGCUAAAAUAAGUUAACAUUAAAAAUAGUUUAAACAAUGAUAGUAUGUUGUUGAAAUUAUGUGCGGUUGCCAUGGAUUUUACGGAACAAGCGCCAGAUCCUGACUUUGUUCCCACGAAUAUUUGUAGAGUUUGCUUAAAAAGAGUGCUAAAAGCUACAUCUUUAUUUUUAGAAAGUCCAGAAUCAACAAUUAUUCGAGAAAAGCUGUAUUCUUGUUUCCAAUUAACUUUAACUUUAAAAAAAUAUUUACCUUCAGCUAUUUGUGAUGAUUGUCUAGAGGAGUUGAAUAUUGCAUAUAAUUUUCGACAGAAAUGUAUUACCAUUGAAGAGCGCUACACUGCUCUGUUACAAGUAACUGUUAACAAUUUAGACAAUGAUAACAUUGAUGAACCUCUAGACCUCAAGGAGGAUAUUAUAUCUGAAAAAGUAGAGAUAAAGGAUCAUUUUAAGGACAAAUUCCCAGGGAAUGAUAUCAAUUAUAAUGGGGAUAAAAAUAGUUUCCUGUGUACUCUCUGUAAUAAGACACUCAAAAGUGAAGUGUCGCUAGCCAAGCACAAUGUCUCUAUGCACCAAAAGAGAAAACAUUUGGGCAAAGUGACAGGUUUUGGGUCAGAACGACGCUAUCAUUGUACCAAAUGUAAUUAUUGCACUCCUCACAGCCAGACCUUGGUGAAUCACAUGAGGAGACACAACGGAGAGAGACCUUACUGCUGUCCCUGCGGCAAGAGCUUUACUCAAGCAUCAAGUCUAAAUGCACACAGAAAGAUACAUAGUAACACCACAUAUUUCACUUGUACCAUUUGUGGUAAACAGUUCAAACAUGCAUUUACACUGAAGAGGCAUCUCAAUGUGCAUGGAGCCGAAAAGUUUUUAUGUGACAUCUGUAAUAAGCAAUUGAAGUCCAGGCAAUCUCUGCAAGAACACAUGUGCAGACAUUACAAUAUUCACAAUUACAAUUGCGAGGACUGCGGGGAUACAUUUGUAACACAGUCUGAACUAUUGAAUCAUAAAAAGAAGCAUGGUAUUUUAAAGAAAAUAGAGUGUCAUCUCUGUGGUUAUAAAACUAAUACAAAAACUUCUUUAAUUAUACAUUUAAAAAGACAUGCUGGCGAUAAAUCUUUUAAGUGCAGUCAAUGUCGAAUAUCAUUCUACACCAAUGGUGAUUUACGACGACACGAGCGUGUACACACGAGAGAUAAGCUGUACCCUUGUCCAACCUGCGCUCAGAAGUUUGCUCACAGCACCAGUCUUAACAAACAUAUGAACACUGUACAUGGAGUCAAAUACAAGUGGGCAGAUGUCAAACGGAAGGACUCUAAACCUGAACAGAUUUCACCCAAGUUCCCUUAUGGGUAGAGUCCCAUUGUCUAACUGAAUACUUUACGCACAGCACCAGUCUUUACAAACAAAUUUUUUUUUAUAGCAAAGAAUGUUUUUUAUUAUAUGACCCAUACCCUCGAACUAGCUGGGAAAGACUGUGCCAGGAAUGGGUACAGCAUUAGACCAACGGUGGGGAUAGAACCACCACCCCUCAAUGACUCCAACCGCUCUUACCAUUAAGCUAUUGAAGCUUUUUUGUUUAUAUUUUAUAUGUACAUGGAGUCAAAUAGUAAGAUAAGAUAAAUAUACUUUAUUUGCACACCACAAAGACAAAAACAAGUGAAAUAAAAAACAAAUUAGGAAGAGAUCAGCAUACAAAAGGCGGCCUUAUCGCUAAGUAGCGAUUUCUUCCAGGCAACCUUCGGUUUAGGAAAACUUAAGGACAUCAGCAGGUGGCGUAAAACAAAAAUAACCAUAGUAUUAGUAAUACACAUACAUACAAAUAAUUUACAUCCUAAUACAUAAACAAUAUUACACAAAUACCUACAAUAUUGAAUAAAAUACAUAUCAAAAUAUACUAAUAAAUACCUUAUAUUGAAAAAAAUAAUAUAUACAGAUCGACUUUACUGCACCAGAUAAUGAGACUUUACCGCAUUUUUAAAAAUGUCCAGUGUCUUUGAUUGCCGUAUAUUUAAAGGGAGAGCAUUCCAUAACUUAACGGCUUGCACAACGAAAGAAUGUUUAUAAAAUUUCGUCUUAUGCACGGGUAAACAUAGAGUUAGUAAUCGACACUGUCUCAGUUCAGACUGCACUCCCUGAAACGUAAAUUUCUCCUUCAGAUACACAGGAGAUUUUGGAUUAAACAACACACAGUACAAAAGUGAAAGUACAUGCAGAUCCCGGCGACGACGAAUAGGGAGCCACUUGAGCUUCUGACGGAAUUCAGAAAUAUGGUCAUAUUUGCGUAGGCUAAAUAUGAACCGAAUAGCAAGAUUUUGAAGUCGCUCAAGUUUAUUGAGUUGGUCCUCAGUUAUAUUUAGAUAGCUCGCGUCCGCAUAAUCUAAAACCGAAAGAAGAAGAGAAUGUGCUAACAUAACUUUAGUAGGAAUUGGUAAAAAUGAUCUUAAACGUCUCAGUGAGCCAAAAGUAGCAAACAUCUUUUUACUUAACUCUUUGACAUGCACGCACCACGACAACUGGUUAUCAAGAUGUACCCCAAGAUCUUUAACUGUGUCACAAAAAGGAAUAGUGGUACCAUUAUACAAAACUGGCCGGAGAUCUACCCAAUCAACUCUUGAGAUGAGGGCAGGACUACCAAUAAUAAUGGCCUUAGAUUUUAGGGGAUUUACCUUGAGCCCAUACUGUCUGCUCCAGAUAUCAAUUGCGCUAAGGUCACAGUUUAUAGCAGAGACAGUUAAAUUUAGGUUCUCAAGAGAUGAUGAGCGGUAUAUUUGGAUAUCAUCUGCAUACAUAUGGUAAAGAGAAGUUAUAUUUUGAGUGAUCGAAUUAAUGAAGAUAGAGAAAAGUAAUGGAGAUAACACGCCACCCUGAGGUACCCCUGCCGUAACAUCGCACCAAGAUGAAAAGACGUCAUCAACCCGAAUGCGCUGCUUACGGCCUUUGAGGUAGCUCUGAAACCAGUCUAUAACCGAUGGAGAUAUGUUAAUAGAGCGUAAUAGACUCAACAAAAUGUCAUAGUCUACAGAAUUAAAAGCAUUACUGAAAUCAAGCAGAACUAGUACAGUGAGUUGUCUAUUAUCCAUCGCCCAACGAAUAUCGUCAGUAACUUUAGUCAAAGCGGUAACCGUACCAUGACCAGGACGAAAACCAGAUUGUAAUGGACUUAAAAGUAAAUUUCGGUUUAAGAAUACGGAUAACUGAUGGAAGACAAGUUUUUCAAGGACUUUAGAAAGGAACGGCAAAAUAGAAAUUGGACGGAAGUCAGAAAACGUUGUGGAACUAAUUUUUUUAGGAAGAGGAAUAAUUUGUGCAUUCUUCCAAGCCUGUGGAAAUUCACUGGAAUAAAUGGAAUAGUUGAGGAUAUGUGUAAGAACUGGGGAAAUAAUAUCAAUGAUAGGAAUAAUCAUAUUACGGCUUACGCUAUCAGAUCCAACGGCAUUCGAAGCGAUAGACAAAACACUCUUCUUAACAUCACAUUCGGUAAAAGAUUCGAAAGUAAACGGAAGAAAAUCUGGUGUUGGUAUAGAAGAAAGAGUGCUAAGAAUGGACUCCUUUUCAGUACUUUCAAUUGUAUCGGAAGUAGAAAAAUGUUUAUUGAGAAGUUCUAAAUCAAUAUUUAUAGGAUUGUUCGAAGAUGAUUUUCCAACUCCAAGUGUAUUAAGAAAUUUCCAAGUUUUAGCGGUGUCACUAUUUUGUACAGAUUUAUAAAUGUGGCGUCGUUGAGCAUCUCUACACAAUGUAUUGCAGCGAUUCCGGGCUUUGUGAUAUUUUAGACGAUUAAUAUCGGAGUCCUUCGUUUUGUACUUUUGCUUAGCUGUAUUCUUUUUAUGCAUUAACAAUUUAAUUUCCUCCGAUAGCCAAGGAGCAGGCAAGUGCUUCAUUUUGACAGGUUUUACUGGUGCAUGCAUAUCGUAUAGUUGAGUAAUCAAAGUAUUAAAAAUGUCCACUUUAUGAUCGAGAGUGUCUGCACUUGUAAUGGCAGUCCAAUCUAAAUUAUUUGCGUCCUCGCAAAGGCGACCUUUAUCAAUCCCUGCAAAGUUACGCUGCAGAAGAAUUUUUGAUUUAGCUUUAGGAGGACGUAUUUUAUAGGAGAGAUAGAUCAAAUCAUGAUAAGAAAAAGAGUUGGCAGGACAUUGACCGUGCUUAAAAACGAAAUCAGGAGAUGAGACAAUAAUGACAUCUAGAAGUGAAGGAAUACAACCAGGAGAGUAAUGUGUAGCAGCAAGAGGCAGGACAGAUAAAUUACAAGAAUCAAGAAUAGAUAAAAACUUCUUGCUACGAUAGUCAUCCUUUUGUAAACAUGUAUUGAAGUCACCUAAAAUAAUAGAAUGACUAUACAGAGGAAUUAAAUUUUCCAAUAAAAUUUCAAAAGAGUGAAAGUAAUUAGGUAUAGAAGGGGGACAGUAAAAUACUCCAAGAAGAAUUUUAAUAUGUGAAAGUUCGACUUCCAGUAAUAAAUGCUCAGCUGCAUCAGGUAAAGGAGGUUGAGUAGACGAACUAACAAUAGAAAAAGGAAUGUAAGAUCGUAAGUAGAUCGCUACUCCACCCCCUCCCUUACCCACACGAUCAUUACGGAUAAGCCUAUAACCGGGCAGUGAGUAGGAAGUUGAGGGUAAACAGGUUUUCAGCCAAGAUUCUGAAAUUAAAAUGGCAUGAAUAUUACGGGACUCAAAAGACGCAAGCAUAUCUGGAAAAUGAGCCGGGAUACUUUGCGCAUUUAAAUGGACAACAUUAAAGUUUUUCAGACAAUCUGAGAAGUAAGAAUCAAGGGUAACAUUAAGCGGAAGUAAAGAUGUACUGUGGAAGCUAUCAUCACUGGAGCUAGACGACAUAGACAAAUAAAGGUCACUAUCAAUACUGCUAAUCGACAUUAUAAUAUUUAAAUAUAUUUAAAUAUAAAUAUAUAUUAUUUUAAAUUAUAAUAUAAUAAAAUAUAUAAUAAUUAAAAUUAAGUAUAAAAAUUAAACUUAUGUAAUUACAAAAAAAAAAAUCGCAAAAACUAUGUACCUCUUAUUUCCCAAACCGCCAGCUACCCAAAAUAACAAUCGAUAUAAAAACAAUUAUUACACAGAACAAACAGAGAAGAGAAAAAGUUAUAAAAAAAAACAUAUAAACAAACAUGCUUAAAAUUAAAAAACUUAGAAAUAAAAUUUAACUAAUUUUACAAAAAAAAAAAAAAAGUUUAAGUAAAAUUAUAAACAUGCAUAAAAUAAAAAGAAAAACAAUAUAACUAAUUUUAGUUAAAAACAUACAUUCUUUUAUUUUACAUGCUAAAUAACAAUACGCUUUAUGAUAAAUGUGAUGCUAACUAUGUUAAGGAGGAAUUCAUAAUCUGUAACGCACAUUUAUAAAGAGAGAUACAAUCUCUGUCUAUGGUCGGAUUAUGACAAUGGUGUCGUGCGGUGUUUACAAUUUAUUCAAUAGUCAUUGACAUACGAAAUAUCUAUUAGUCUGUGGUCAUUGACAUUUGUUAAACAUCAAUGUCUAAUGUCAAAUGUCAUUUGUCAUUUGUCAAUCCGAAAUUCAAAAUAAAAAUAUAUAAAUUCGUAUUACCUUGCUGAAGAUUAAUUCUGAAGACACAAACAAAAAGAAAAAUGAUUAUUAACUUUUGAGACAAGCACCACACACCGUUUUAUGUUAUAAACAUAACUAAUUUAAAAUAAUGCACAUUAGUGACUAGUGAAAGAAGAGAAAAUAAUGGUCAAUUGAAACUAUCUCCUAGCCACUCUCUUAACUUUGGGAAUAGCCGCUCUAGAGUCCUUUGGAGCCUCAGACACAGUGGCUAACGGAAUUGCAGCAGCAGAAAGGUCCUGCGAAGGCGCCGGGAUAGCAUUUAAUUCCGCUAAAGAUGAUAUCCGAUGUCGCUUACCCGCUGCGUCAAGUACCAUGAUGUUGCCAUCUCUGGUCCAACACUUCGUGACACCGAAUUUCUGACGAGCCGCAAGGAAGGUCGUAUGCCGACUUUUGAUGAGAAACUCGGACACAGUCACCCCUGAGCCCUUCAGUUUUGUCUUAGCGGACCACACAGCAUCCUUCAGAGCCCAGUUGUUAAAUUUGACAAGUAUUGCCCGGGGCUUGUCGUUGCCCUGAUGUCCCAAACGAUGGCAGCGACUGAGUGAUCCUGAUGAUAGCUCAGGGAGCUUAAGAGGACCAGUCAGCACCUUACAAACUGUAGUAGCAGGGUCCUCUUUAUCGGCCUCUGGAAUUCCAUGUACGAGUAGAAUUUUUCUUCUGGAUCUCAUUUCAAGUUCAUCCUGCUGCCUUGCCAGAAGCCCCACCUGCAGUUGCAGGUUCUCAAGCGCCGUCAAAACAAAAGUUCUGAACGAGGCAAACUGAGCAUUUAAGUUGGACGUCGGACUUGUGGCCGGGAUGGCCCCCCUCAACUCCUUUUGAAACUCAGCCAUACGGCUGUUAAAAUGCUCACUUAUGUCAUUAAUACUUUUUUUUAAGGAUUCCAUAGUGAAAACAGUGAACUUUAAUAGUGCAAAAGUGAGGUUAUAUACACACGGUCACUAAGUUGAAUAAAAAUCUGUGCAAAUAUAUGAGACAGGAGCUGGUAGGUUUAGUAAUGCUUAAUAGUACAUAAGAGUAAACUAAAAAUUAACUUUACUAAUUUUUUAACAUAAAAAUAAAGAGAGAUUCAAAUUGUCAACUACUUUGUUUUACUACCCACAGUGAAAAAGCAUAGCAGUGAAAUAGUAGUGGGUAAAUGCCAAACAAAAAAAUUACCUGAGCUGGGGAAAGAUUUCACCCAAGUUCCCUUUGUGGUAUGGGUAGAGUACCUUAUACUUCUUCUACUCAGAAGUUUUCACCACUGGCAACUUGGCAACCACCAAAAAAAAUCGAAGGAAAAUCCUAAAUAGGACAAGAUUUAACUUUAGUUUUCAUAUGGGUAAAAAAUAAUAAAAGAUUGAUCGUUA
Molecule: messenger RNA, 6996 nt
Organism: Bicyclus anynana (squinting bush brown)
Lineage: Eukaryota; Metazoa; Arthropoda; Insecta; Lepidoptera; Nymphalidae
Product: gastrula zinc finger protein XlCGF57.1
Exons: 3
Coding region: 122-1432 (436 amino acids)
Biological process (GO): regulation of transcription by RNA polymerase II
Cellular component (GO): nucleus
Molecular function (GO): sequence-specific DNA binding; zinc ion binding; DNA-binding transcription factor activity, RNA polymerase II-specific
Source: RefSeq, a predicted model, not a curated record